Molecule: messenger RNA, 3779 nt
Organism: Lontra canadensis (Northern American river otter)
Lineage: Eukaryota; Metazoa; Chordata; Mammalia; Carnivora; Mustelidae
Gene: LRRFIP1
Product: LRR binding FLII interacting protein 1
Exons: 22
Coding region: 242-3529 (1095 amino acids)
Biological process (GO): regulation of transcription by RNA polymerase II
Molecular function (GO): RNA polymerase II cis-regulatory region sequence-specific DNA binding; DNA-binding transcription factor activity, RNA polymerase II-specific
Source: RefSeq, a predicted model, not a curated record
CCCCGCCCGCCCCAGCCACCUGCGCCCCGCCCCGGCCGCGCCCGAGCCCGGGAAAGGCGGAGGCGCGCCCCUGCUCUGGGAAGGGCGAGUCCCCGUUGCGACGCGCGCUGUGUCUCCGGGAACAGUAAUCCCGCCACUCCGGGCAUGCGGCGGCGCUGAGAGCCUGCCGGCCCGCGGAUCCAACAACUCUAGCGAGUCUCUUCCCGGGUUGUUCGAGAAGGCGGACUGAUCGCUGGGCAGGAUGACCAACCCCGCGGCCACGCAGAACAAGGAAAUAGACUGUCUGAGCCCAGAAGCUCAGAGACUGGCGGAGGCAAGGCUGGCAGCGAAGCGUGCGGCCCGUGCCGAGGCUCGGGAGAUCCGAAUGAAGGAGCUGGAGCGGCAGCAGAAAGAGAUCUAUCAGGUUCAAAAGAAAUAUUAUGGGCUGGAUACAAAAUGGGGCGACAUCGAGCAGUGGAUGGAAGACACUGAGCGCUAUUCACGUAGAUCCAGGAGAAACACAUCGGCUUCUGAUGAAGAUGAGCGCAUGUCAGUGGGUAGUCGUGGAAGUCUGAGGUUGCAGCCUGACUUGGAGUAUGGGGGUCCUUAUGCCUGGACAAAUGGUUAUGACGGAGACGUAUAUGGAUCACAGACCCUGAAUAGAAGAUCUGGCAGGAAUUCCAGCUACAGCGGUGAGGGCAGAUUCUCCACUAUGUCUUCCCCCAGAGAGGACACGCUGGGAUUCUCCUGCUCCGACCUCGGGCUUCCCAGUGCUGGCCUGGCUCCCAAAUCCCUGUCUACCCAGAGUGGAAACCGGCCCUCCUAUCUGUGCAGUGCUGCCCGGCCUGCUGGGAGUUACCGGGCGUCCGUGUUCGAUGAGAGCAGUCUCCUCGGCGGGACUCGGCGGGGCAGUGCCUGUGGUUCCUACGCUCCCUCGGAGCACGGCGGCCACCUCAACUCCAGCUCCCGAGCCUCGUCCAGAGCCAGCUCAGCACGGGCCAGCCCAGUGGUUGAAGAGAGACCAGAGAAAGAGUUCACCGAGAAGGGCUCGCGUGGCCUGCCCGGCCUGUCUGCAGCCACCCUGGCCUCCCUCGGCGGGACCUCCUCUCGGAGGGGAAGUGGGGACACCUCCAUCUCUGUGGACACCGAGGCCUCCAUUAGGGAAAUCAAGGAACUGAAUGAGUUAAAGGACCAGAUUCAGGACGUAGAAGGCAAAUACAUGCAGGGCUUGAAAGAGAUGAAGGACUCACUAGCAGAAGUGGAAGAGAAGUAUAAGAAGGCUAUGGUUUCCAACGCUCAGCUGGACAAUGAAAAGACAAACUUCCUGUACCAGGUUGAUACCCUAAAGGACAUGUUGCUAGAGCUUGAAGAGCAGCUGGCUGAGUCCAGACGGCAGUAUGAUGAGAAAAACAAAGAGUUUGAGAGGGAGAAGCACGCCCACAGCAUCCUGCAGUUCCAGUUUGCCGAAGUGAAGGAGGCCUUGAAGCAGCGGGAAGAAUUGUUGGAGGAAAUCCGACAGCUACAGCAGAAGCAGGCGAGUUAUAUCAGGGAGAUUUCUGAUCUUCAGGAAACAAUAGAGUGGAAAGACAAGAAGAUAGGGGCUUUAGAGAGGCAGAAAGAGUUCUUUGAUUCCAUAAGGAGUGACCGAGAUGAUCUUAGAGAAGAAGUAGUCAUGCUGAAAGAGGAGUUAAAGAAACAUGGAAUAGUCCUAAAUUCAGAGCCUGCCACCAAUGGAGAGACUUCAGACACUCUAAAUAACGUCGGACACCAAGUUCCUUCCAAGCUAACGAAAGAAGAGUUAAACGCCCUCAAGACGGCGGGGGAUGGGACACUAGGAAGAGCCAGUGAAGUGGAGGUGCAAAGUGAAAUUGUGGAGAAUGUGGGGAAAAAAGAAAUCUUGCAGAAUACUGAGCGAGAGCGGCACAAGGAGGACCCAGCCCAGGAGUGUGUGGACACAGAGGUGUUCCGCCCUGGUGAAAAUGCCGAGGACCAGAAGGCCUCUGAAGAUGGUGCCCCCUCCCCGGGAGCAUUAGCAGAUGCUACGAAUGAGGAGCAGGCUCAGAACCAGAUUCUAGAGAAUGCUUCCCUCCUCGAAAAUACAGAGCAGGUUGAGUCUGAUGAGGUCAGAAACACACCAGGCGAUAGGACUAGGGCUUCCCUUGAGCAGUCCGAAUGUUCUCAUGUGUUAGAUGGCGAAACCCCAGGUCCUGGGACUGGGCAGGACAGUUACAAUGCCUUAGAUAUCAAAAACCACAGCAAAGAAUCUGCAGAAAACCAGGAAUACUUGAAUGCCAACUUGGGAGAGGGGAGCACAAAGCUGUGUGCAGAAUCCAAUUGCCUGCAACCAUCUGAAGCCGGAGGGCUGGGCAGCGCAUACACGGGGCAGCAAGAUGGGAGCCCCACAGAGGGUGUGGUGGAAGCAGGGCUAAUGGGGCCUGGGGAGCAGGUGAGCACAGAAGCCUCUGGCCCUCCAACAUCCAGCCAUGACAACGUGAGUUUUGAUGAACAGCGUGCCACAGAAGCCCCCACGGAGCUGGACGCAAGCACUGGGCGGGAUCUAGACAAAGAGUUCUCUGAGCAGGAAGCCUCUGAGCCCCAGGAGUUCCCAGGUCAGAGCACAGCAGUAGAUGGGGAGCAUGACAAAAAGGAGGAUGGGGAAAGAGUGUUGAGGGACGAGGAACCAACACAGACAGAAUUGCAGAAUGUUCCUUAUUGUCCAGAGGCUGGAAGCGGUCCUCAGGGAGCAACAGGUCUGGCUGUGGCAGAUGCAGAAAGUGAGCCCCUAGAUAGGAAAGACACCGAGGAAGAAAGGAAUGACCAACAGGGAGAGGCACUAGAUUCAUCACAGAGGAAGACAAAGAACAAGAAGAAGAAAAACAAGAAGAAAAAAACAACAGCACCUGUAGAAACCCUUAAUGAGGUCGAGAAACAGUUAACAUUUCAGGACUCAGAUUUAAGUGAGGUGAAGGAAGAUGAGCCCGUAGCUCUUACUGACAGAAAACCAGUCGUGGAAGCACCAGACGAGGUGACUGAAAGUCCAGAAGAGGAAAGCUUAGCAGGAAGCAGUGAAAACCCUGAUUGUCCAGAAAAUCCUAAAGUUGAGUUGGAUGAAACACUUAACCAAGAAGACAAUGAUGUAAACACUAAGCAGGGGAAAGAGACAGCUGAUGGCAACACAUCAGCUUUGGGGGAUGACACAACCCCUUCAUCAGGCACAAGCGCCAGAGAUAAGGAGCUAGAGGAAGCCAUGAUCAAAGACGGCACUAAGGAUGAUGGCAGGGGUCCUCCAGAACCAAUGAGCGGAGGAGCAUCCAGCAACACCCUGCUGGAGGGUGAGGGUCCCUUCAAGGACAGUGAAGAUGCCCCUCAAACGGGAAGUACAGAGCAGCAUGAGAUGGCAGAGGGGCCCAGUCAGAGAGUCAAGAAGGUCGCAGAAAACGAUGACUUGGUACCCAACAUGGAGCUGGGUGCCUGCACUUCAGAAGGCAAGGAUGAGCUGAGAGGCGAAAGCGAGAAGGGCAGAAGCAAGGAAGACUGUACCAUGUCGUAAAUGGGCAGAGGCCAAGGAUUGCACAGGAAGCCCAGUGGUCAGGGGCUCGUCUGCUGCCCCCCUGGGUGAGGUUCCUAAAACAUUCCACAUGGAGAUAGAUGCACCGUAGGACAGUCAACCACCAAGCUAUCCAACACAUCGAGUUACAGACUGUUACUUGUAGCUGUAUUCUUCCUCAUUAAGGUUAUCACCCCGAUUAGAAAGAAAGAUACAUCUGUAAUCAGUAGGAGUCCUGAGAGCAUUCCUGCCG